Messenger RNA from Halichondria panicea, 4325 nucleotides. Its product is annotated as melanoma receptor tyrosine-protein kinase-like. Gene Ontology annotation, biological process: positive regulation of kinase activity; protein phosphorylation; cell surface receptor protein tyrosine kinase signaling pathway. The coding region runs from base 1707 to 4211 and encodes 834 amino acids. The record is from RefSeq and is a predicted model, not a curated record. Gene Ontology annotation, cellular component: plasma membrane; signaling receptor complex. The transcript is spliced from 16 exons. Gene Ontology annotation, molecular function: transmembrane receptor protein tyrosine kinase activity; ATP binding. Lineage: Eukaryota; Metazoa; Porifera; Demospongiae; Suberitida; Halichondriidae.
GAAUAGUAGGGGCCUCCUAAGACCGAGCCCUGAGGAACUCCAGAAAGGACUCGUAGACCAGUUGAAGUACAUCCGUCUAUUCCAACAAAUUGCUCUCUGCUCAGUAGAUAACUAUUCAUCCACUUUACAAUGUACUCAUUGAUGUGCAGAUACUGAAGGUGCUUCAAAAGAGCAACAUGUGCAUGGGACAGAAUUAAAAGCUUUUUUGGACAUAGAAAAAUACAAUACAGACCAUCCCCUGUCGACAGCCCUGCUCCAGUUAUCAAUCACUAGCUUGAAUGAGAGCUGACACAGUUGAACGUGACGACAUAAAGCCCCAUUGCCUUAGGGAAAUUGGUGAAUGUAAUUUCAUGUGCUCCUCCAUAAGUGCUUUUACGUGUUUUUCCAGGGUCUUGCUUACAACUGGUAAUAUUGAUAUUGGCCGGUAGUUGUUGACCAGUGAUGGAUCACCACUCUUGGAUUCCAAUGCUCCUACAACCAGAGGCAAUACAUUUGCUCUUGCAUUUAUGAGAGAUAGUAAUGGACGAUCCGAGAUAACACUUUAUAUUACGACGGAACAAAAUGUAUCAAAUUUUACUAUCGAAACAAAGUUGCAUGGCCUAACAGGAUUCAACGAGACAUCACCUGACAGUGGAUUGUUCUCUCGUAUUGGCACAGCUCGGAGGGGGGAGUUCACAUUCAUUCAAUUGCAAGCUGCUGCAAACAUUAGCGGACUACCAGACUUAUCAGUACAGAGUAAUGGCAAUAAUGAUACAAGUGAUAGACAAAAGGGACUGAUCUUAACUGCAGAUAAUCAGAGUGAUGAGCUCACAGUAUAUGCUCUUAGCAGUACUAGAUCCUCAACUGGUACCUUCAUGGCUAUUAACUGUGUCGAGUUUCCAACGGCGAGAGACUACCAAUAUUUUAUAUUUUCAUUAUAUUAUAUUGGAAGUGAUAGUGGUAGCCAGUUUCUCAUGACACCCUGUCAAGAUAACACAACUAUUCAUGUUAGACCAUCACAACCAUACACUCAUCCCUCCUGGGUGAAUCCAAGUGUGCAGCGUACAACUCCGGGUACCUCUCAGGAAGAAGCUAUCUAUGGACGCCGUUUCAAUCGCUUUGAUACUCUGUUGCUUAUCAAUGAUGGUGAUUUGACCGGCACUAUCAUUACAUCUGACAAGCCAUUGUCUGUUUUCAGUGGCAUAAGUGACACUACUGAUUAUUGUGUGGAGCAAAUUCCAUCACACCCAACAUACGGCGAUUUAUUCUUUCUUUUAUCGAUUGAACCUUUUGGGGGGUCUAUGUUUCGAAUAGGCUCUAUCAGUGAUGAAGCUUUUAUACAAGUCAACUGCCCAUGUCGGCCAGGCUCUGUGAGUAAUAAUAGAGUGCCCCUUUCAGGUUCUGGGGCACUUUUCACUGCUGUUAUAAAUCGAGGCCAAUACGUUGAAUGUUUUUUUUUCACAACAACAUUUUGUAGCGUCCAGUCGACACGUCCAGUUACAGCUAUGAGUUACCACAGUAGAUUAGGAUACUCGAUGGUGUAUACACCACCUGUUGAUUCCUAUCUGACUCGGUACAGUCUCACAAGUCUGUCAGGUAAUGAUCCUGUGUCCUUGAGCUACACUCUCCAGGAUCUAAACUCUCCAGGAUUACUAGUCAAUGGAGAUGUAUUGACACCGUCUGAUGGUUUCACUAACAUCAAUUGUAGGUAGAACUGUUUUGAGUCAAUGGUGUGUGGGCGGGGAGCUACUGAACACUUUGACCAACAAACCUUUGAUAUACAAUUUUCUGGUGAUGUACCGUUCUGGGGGUGUGUACAAAGCUUUGCUAUAGACGUUAGAGUAACUUACCCUCUACCGUUCGAGAUGAGACCAAUAGGAUUGGCCUGGAUCCAAGCUCAAGACAUUGUUGUUGUGGAAACAGUGGGUCUAGUGGAUAUGGAGUUCAUGAUAACAAGAGGAGACCGUUCGGUAAUAACAAGAGCUUUUGCUGUCACUAGAAGUUUGUCUGCAACAGAAGGAGAGGACUACCAUUUAACUGGCUUCUGCCGAGGUACUGGUAAUAGUAACUUGGAAUGGAGACCUGGUAAUUCAGCUCCCAAUGUUCGAUUUAUUGUACCCAUAAUUGAUGAUGACAUUCCGGAACCAGUUGAAGUAUUAGAGAUUGUAGUUGAAUGUGAAGAUAAUGAAAACUGUUAUCUACCACGACGAACUUACACCAUCACCAUUAUAGACGAUCAAGCUAUUUGCUUUGACCUGCCUGAAAUUGGAAAUGGUACCUUGGACUAUGAUAUGGGGGAAGAUGUGUUUAAUGGCACUAGACCAAAUGGAACUGUUGCUACAUACACUUGUAUCAGUGGAUUCAGACUGGAUGGAAAUGCCAGUAGAACAUGUGACACUGGAAAUUGGACGGGCACUGUACCUGUGUGCACAGAAAUCUUUUGCUCUGACCUGUUUCAAAUUGACAAUGGUACACUGAGUUUCAAUGGCUUUCCCUUGAAUGCCACUAAACCGAAUGGAACUGUUGCAACGUACACUUGUGAUGACGGAUUCAACCUUGAUGGAGAUACCACUAGGAUAUGCUUCGAUGGAUAUUGGACGGGUACUGAACCUGUGUGCACAACAAACCCAACAAUGUCAACUAUGCAGCCAACCAAUCAGGGAGGAGGUGUGUCUGACCCUGUGAUUAUCAGCCUUGCUGUUGUCGUGGUUGUGGCUGCUCUUGCUAUACUGGCAAUAAUUUGCUGUCUCUGCUUUUUAAGGUCGAGACAAAACAAACAAGAGAGACUAAGAGUGUCUACUAUAAGAAUGAGGAAGCUGUCUAAUCGAAGUACUCUUAUGGAUUAUCAAAUGCGAGAGAUCGUGAAAUAUGUUCCAGAAUCAAUGAGAAUUCCCAGCUCCAAUCUGAAACUGCAAGAUGCAGUCGGUCAAGGAGCAUUUGGGAUUGUAUACAAAGGACUACUAAUGGACUGGAACAACGUUGCCAUGAGGGGCGUGGCUUUGAAGACUCUGAAAGGUCUGUUCACUCAGAGUGAUGUACAGAGCAUGGUGAGUGAGAUCACUAAGAUGCAAGAGUUCCACCACCCUCACGUCAUGCCCCUGAUUGGGGUGUGUCUCGACGCUGGACCUGGUGUUUCCAUGGUGAUGCCGUAUAUGACCAACGGGAGUCUACUAGACUACUUGAAGAAAGAGAGAUCUGCGCUAGAGUUGGCAGAAGGAGAGGAUUCUGAGAAGGUGUUAGCUGUGAGGAAGCUGUUGUUGAAGAUGUGUCAUCAGAUAGCUCUUGGAAUGGCCUAUCUUGCUCAGCACAAGUUUGUCCAUCGAGACUUGGCUGCCAGGAACUGCAUGUUGGAUUCAAAUGGUGACGUCAAAGUUGGUGAUUUUGGUCUGGCCGAGGACACGUAUGCGCAAGGAUACUUCAGACAGGGUGAAACUGAGGGAGUCAAACUGCCGUACAAAUGGUUGGCAAUGGAGAGUCUAAAUGAUGCUAUAUUCAACGAGAAGACAGAUGUGUGGUCGUAUGGUGUGACUGUAUGGGAGGUCUUCAGUAGUGGCCGGACCCCCUACCCUGGAGUGGACCCAAUGUCCCUAGUGGCUCUACUCAGAGAGGGCAAGAGAUUGGAACCUCCCCAGAAUAUUGCCUGCUCUACAGAUAUGAUCUCGCUGAUGACCACAUGUUGGUACGAGGAUUCUGACGAGAGGCCAUCCUUCGAUGAGCUAGCAGCCGAGUUGGAGAAAGUUCUGAGCACCAUGGUGGGCUACGUGGAACUGAACAUGGAGCUAGUCCCCAUCACUGAGGAUGAACACAAGUAUGAUCAUGUCUUCUCGCUCGAAGAGCAGAGGAAACUUGCCGAGGCUGCUACUGAGGAGGUUGCCAUAGAAACAAAUACUGCAUACGGGUUAGGAUCCGAAGCUGUCCUCUCACUCGAAGAGCAGAUAAAACUUGCUGAGGAGGUUGCUAUGGAAGAGAAUGCUGCAUACUGGUUAAGUGCCGAAGAUCAGUUACACGCUGAACAAGUAACCACGGAAACCAAUCUCGCUUAUGGGCUGAGAAGUGAACACGAGUUACAGGAAAAUCCAGUCGAACAAGUUACUGACUCAGCUCACCAUUUCAACAGUGACCCUCAACAAUCUCCACUGCCAGAGUACGAAUCUCGAGGCAUGAAGCCGGUCGACACCACUGGAUAUGCUAAUGUACUGCACGGACGAUCUUCUUACGAAACUUCUGUUUAGAACAGUUUUUACAAAAUUCCUUACAUGAAGUCGUAUUAGUACAACCAGUAGGUUGUAUAUAGGAUUGACAGUGCAGUUGUGUGUGUUUUCAAUUAUUGCAUAAAUUUUAACUCG